Messenger RNA from Parnassius apollo (apollo), 1140 nucleotides. NCBI's taxonomy places the organism in Eukaryota, Metazoa, Arthropoda, Insecta, Lepidoptera, Papilionidae. The record is from the annotation of a GenBank genome assembly.
AUGACCGACUACUUCUCACAAUCAAACAGAUCAUUGGAUGUUAUGGUAUCAAGAAUGACAGCACUUGACGGUAUGCCAUACAGGGCAUUUACAGAAUCUGAAGACCUGAAGCAUCUAUUUAAAAAAGCUGGUUAUAAAUUACCUACGAGCGCAAAUACUAUAAAAGAUGUGACUAUAAAGUUUUAUGAUAAGACUAAGAAAAACCUUAUAAAGGAAAUACAGGAACUAAAGGAUGAAGGACACAAAUUUUCGGUUUUAAUAGAUGAAUGGACAUCUUCAAGAAAUAGGCGAUAUAUGAAUGUGAAUCUUCACUGUGCAUUUUUCAAAGGUAACCACCACACGACGAGAAAUCUUGGUUUAUGUAGGACGUAUGGCUCUGUUACCGCUAUCAAGUGUGAAGAAUACCUGCGAGAAAGGCUACACGAAUUUAAAUUAGAUUUUGACACUGAUGUGAUCGCCAUUAUAUCUGAUGGAGCUUCUGUUAUGACAAAACUAGGAGGAAAUUUAAACUGCAUACAUCAGUUAUGCUUAGCUCAUGGCUUGCAAUUGGCCAUCGUGGAUACGUUCUACGUAAAAAAUCAAGAAAACGUAAAUGAGGCUCAAGAAGAACUUGCCGAAAACGAAAAUAAUCUGAACACUGUUUGCAUUGGCACUGAAGAUGAUACUGAGACUGGUGGAUUUCAAAUAGAGCAAGCUCCAACUGUAACAGUUGACGUGGAGACAAAUAUUAAGUUUGGGCUUGUUGUAGAAAAGGUGAGGAAUAUUGUGCGGAUGUUCAGAAAGUCACCAACGAAAUCCGAUAUUCUUCAAAAUUACAUAAAAAUGGAGCUUGGUAAAGAAUACGCACUGAUAUUAGACUGCAAGACGCGCUGGAGUACUCUUUGCAAUAUGAUUGGUAGGUUUAUUAAAGUGAAAAGAGCAGUCUUAAAAGCACUCAUUGAUGUAAAAUGUGAUAUCCAGAUUAAUGAAGUGGAGUGGUCUAUUCUCGAAGACAUUUAUGAGAAUCUCGAUGUAAUGAAAGUUACUGUUGAAGCUGUUUGUCGCGAAGAUGCUACUCUGCUUAGUGCUGAUGCUGCCAUGAUUUUUGCACUUAAAAAACUUGAAACUCGUUGCUUAUUAAGGAGCUUCAUGCAAGUCUGA